CCUUGCCUUCGGUCUAAAACAUUCCGGAGAGGUCUUACAUAUCUCUCCAUGUGAAACCAUGCGGCCAUGCUCAAGAAACCCAACAUCCUUUGCUGUGGUGGUGGACUGCAGUUACUGAACCACCCAUGCCUGUCCUCGCCACCUCGGUCUCGCGCUUUCCCCUCACAGUCUCGCUAUUCCACUAGGCGCUAUGCCACCGCUUCUCACAACCCGGAGACGGAUCUCUCAUGGCCGUCUUCUCCCACUUUCACCCCAUAUGAGCUAUUUAAACAAGAUCGGACCGCACCCUAUUCCAAGACCCGCUAUUAUGAAAUGGUCAAAAUCUACCAUCCGGAUCGCCCAUGUAGCGGACAUCCACUAUGCAGAGACCUCACACCCGAAGUGAGACUUCAGAGAUACCACAUCCUAGUGGCUGCGCAUGAAAUCCUAUCUGACCCUAGUAGACGGGCAGCCUACGAUUUCAGUGGCGCGGGGUGGAACCUCCAUCCGUAUGAAACGCCGAUCCCAUCCUGGGCUAGAACGGGCUCCAGUAACUACGGUCCAAUAUACGCGAACGCGACCUGGGAAGACUGGGAAAGGUGGAAUAAUCGUCACCAGGGAAAACAGCAGACUCUGGUGGACCAUCGGACCUUUGCAACAUUCGUUAUACUUCUGACAUUAAUGGGCGGAGCGCUCCAGGCAUCUUGGAUUAGCAAGCUCAGCAGCGGUUACGAAGACCGGCUUUGGGAGCUGAACCAAGAGUCAUCCCGCCUUUUGAAAGGGCGCAGGGAGAAUACUCAACAUCAAAUGCAGUCGGUAGAUGCAAGGGUCCAACACUUCCUCAUCCGAAGAGACCCGUCCGGGUGUGGUUUGAAGGAGGAAGAACAGCCGGUCUAUAAGCAAGUGUUACAUUCUCAAAAAAGCUCCGACGACUCACCUGCGGAGGUUGUUGGAUCGGAGAGACAGGACGGUAGAGUCUUACAAGAUUCAGUCCAGGCGGAAACUAGCAGUUGACAUAGAUUGCAUGCGUAGCUAGUUCGCGGGCGUUGUAAAUAUGCUAAUUACUUCAGUUUAAUGGAGGCCUGGAGUUUCCACUUCUGAAUUUAUGCCCUGGAACAUGCAUGCAUGGC
Molecule: messenger RNA, 1109 nt
Organism: Aspergillus costaricaensis CBS 115574
Lineage: Eukaryota; Fungi; Ascomycota; Eurotiomycetes; Eurotiales; Aspergillaceae
Product: Hsp40 co-chaperone Jid1
Exons: 1
Coding region: 67-993 (308 amino acids)
Source: RefSeq, a predicted model, not a curated record